AUGGCAGAUACAUCACGUGAUUUAACUAAAUAUCCACAAAAAUAUCACCAGGCAUUUAAAAGUAUGAUGGACCACGGUUUGAAAUCAAGAGAGUUUCGCUACAAGGACGAUGCACGGAAACUGAUAGAGCAGUUACAGCUUUCAUCAUCCAACAAAAUAUGUAUUCUUUCUAUUGGAGCUGGCAGUGGUGAUGUUGAUCUGCACUUCAUUAAUGCCUUGGUGGACAAAUAUACUGCAAUACAUUACACCGUGGUAGAACCAGCAACUGAUCAAAUAGAUGAAUUUAAGAGCCUAAUUGAGUGCCACAAAGAUAAGUGGAAUGGAGUGAAAUUCGAUUUUCGCACGCAAGGAAUAAAUGAGUAUAUUGAAGAAGGUGGUACAUGUGAUAAAUACGACGUCAUACUUGCCUGUCAUUCCUUUUAUUAUUUCCAUGACACUGAACAUGGAUUACGUUGUUUGUAUGACAUGAUACGACCAGAUGGUGUUCUUCUUAUUAGGCUGGAGGCAGCUGGUCCAUUAGAUGAAUUUAAAAGCUUAAUUGAAUCCAAUCAAGAUGGGUGGAGUGGAGUAAAAUUUAGUUUCCAUGUACAGGAGAUAAAUGAGUAUUUUGAAGGAGGUGUUACCUCUGAUAAAUAUGACGUCAUACAUGCCUGUCAUUCCUAA
This is a messenger RNA of Saccoglossus kowalevskii, 663 nucleotides long. Its product is annotated as histamine N-methyltransferase-like. The record is from RefSeq and is a predicted model, not a curated record. Lineage: Eukaryota; Metazoa; Hemichordata; Enteropneusta; Harrimaniidae.